Messenger RNA from Pseudocercospora fijiensis CIRAD86, 1254 nucleotides. RefSeq lists its product as uncharacterized. The record is from RefSeq and is a predicted model, not a curated record. NCBI's taxonomy places the organism in Eukaryota, Fungi, Ascomycota, Dothideomycetes, Mycosphaerellales, Mycosphaerellaceae. The transcript has 3 exons. The coding region runs from base 103 to 903 and encodes 266 amino acids. Gene Ontology annotation, molecular function: protein binding.
GAUGCCGCAAGUCGGAAGAAAGUCCAGAAUCGCAUUGCGCAAAGGGCCUACCGCAAGCGACUGAAGUCUCGGAUGGAAGAGCUGGAAUUAUUUAGAGAUACCAUGACCGUGGGAAAGAUGACCCUCGUCGUUGGCGCAUCACCAGGGUCGGAACAGGAUGAAUCGAACAAACAGGCCGUCUCCAACCAACUAUCAAUACCAACAUUUGGCGCGCCGAUGCUUGGAGGUUCCAUCGAGAGCACAAAGCCCGUGUCUUACUGCGAAAGCCGCGACAACGCCAUAGCGAUUAGUAGAACCGGGCUCCAAACACCGUCGGCGAUUGUAGACACUUCUUAUAACCCAGACCAAGACAUACCGUCCCUUGGCUCAUGGGACUUGGGCGAAGCAUACCCGGUGGCUCUGAUUCUGAAUGGCAUUGGCGGCGGAAAUGGUGAACAUGCUAGUUCACAGGUCUGCCCGAGGUCAACUGAGGAUCCAAGUAGCCACGCCGCAUCCGACGUACCUCAAGAUGGCAAGACUGCACUGCAUAUUGCAGCCGAGAGCGGCAGACUGUCUACUGUGCAGCUCCUCUUGCGAUUAAACUCCAAUGUGCUUGCCCAGGACUCAAUGGGCCGUACCAGCCUGCACCUCGCCGUAGGGAACCAACAGCAAAGCGUCGUGGAAGAACUCGUCAAGCGUCCUGCGUGUCUCGACGUGCGGGAAAAAGAUGGGCGGACAGCAUUACACAUUGCGGUGACUCAAGGUCAUGAUGGUAUCGUCGGAAGUUUGCUGGGCGCUGGUGCUAUGCUUGAGGUGAAGGAUGCCCGAGGUCAGACACCAUUACACAUUGCGGCGGCGAAUGGGCAAGACGCGAUUUUGCAGCUUUUGUUCGUAAGGGGAGCAAACAUAAAUGCAACAAUGUGAACCAAGCUGCGUCUGUUUUGACGAUCGGAGGACUUGCUUAUGCACCAUGACCCUCCUCGAGCUGCCGACAUUCAUGCUCUAGCCAACAUCUAGUUGUAGACAUUUUAUGCAGUAUAUGCACAUUCUUCACCACAAUACCGGGAUCUGGGAUGCAUCGCAAAGUCGCAAGGUGUGAAGUCCAUAUAGACGCAGUGGACCUUGGAGUGCCCCGAAGCGCUUCGGGCCAUUCUGACAAAAGCUUCAUGUCAGUCGCCAAGAUCUUACGUGAGGUUCGGUACGAGUAUUUAAUGAUAGUCUUUACGCGGGGAUUGGCAAUCAGAUAGAGACCUUGGCCGCAGUGCCGUUCUUUCC